Messenger RNA from Monoraphidium neglectum, 306 nucleotides. RefSeq names its product Cytochrome P450 55A3. Bases 1 to 306 code for a protein of 101 amino acids. NCBI's taxonomy places the organism in Eukaryota, Viridiplantae, Chlorophyta, Chlorophyceae, Sphaeropleales, Selenastraceae. The transcript has 3 exons. Gene Ontology annotation, molecular function: oxidoreductase activity, acting on paired donors, with incorporation or reduction of molecular oxygen; iron ion binding; monooxygenase activity. The record is from RefSeq and is a predicted model, not a curated record.
AUGGGCCACCUCGUGGACUCCCGCAUCGCGUCACCGGGCGACGGCCGUGAUGUCAUCACCCGGGCGGUGGUGACGCACCUCAAGGAGGGCCGCAUCACACGGGACCAGCUGGUGGCGCACGCCUUCCUGCUGCUGGUGGCCGGCAACGCCACCGUGGCGUCGAUGAUCAACCUGGGGCUGUACGAGCUGAUGACUCACCCCGACCAAAUGGAGGCGCUCAGGUCUGACAUCGACGGCCUGAUGCCCGGUGCUGUUGAGGAGAUCUGCCGCUACCACACCGCCUCAGGCCUGGCCCUGCGCAGGUGA